Cyclocybe aegerita is the source of this 567-nucleotide messenger RNA. NCBI's taxonomy places the organism in Eukaryota, Fungi, Basidiomycota, Agaricomycetes, Agaricales, Hemipholiotaceae. The record is from the annotation of a GenBank genome assembly.
AUGGCCAAGGAUAAAUCUGAGAAAAAGAGAAAGGAAAUAGCUGACGGGGCUGACGUGGAAAUGGCAGAUGCGUCUGCUGAAAGAUCACCAAAAAAAGCCAAGAAGGAAAAGGGAAAAGAGGAAAUUGUAAUUCCUGUUGAAGAUCUGUCCCCAAUUGCGCAUCCCUUGGCCCAGAAGAAGCUCGUGAAGAAGUUGCACAAGGCGAUCAAGAAAGCGUCCAAGGCGCGUCAGGUAAAACGAGGCGUAAAAGAAGUCGUCAAAGGCAUAAGAAAAGGAGAGAAGGGCCUCCUUGUCCUUGCCGCUGACAUCAACCCUAUCGACAUCGUUUCACAUCUUCCAGUCAUGAGCGAAGAAGCCCAAAUACCCUACAUUUUCGUAUCCUCCAAGGAAGAACUCGGACAUGCGAGUUCGACAAAACGGCCCACCAGCUGUGUGAUGAUAUGUCCGAACCAGAAACGCAAAACAAAGCGGAAAGAGGGUGAAGAGGAGAAGGAUGACGAUUAUAGCGAACUGUAUGACGAGUGCUACAAGGAGGUGGAAAAGCUAGACACCAAGGUAGUCUUUUAG